UACCUCUGGUCAACAUAACAAGUGUGCUGCUUUCAUCCUUCACACACAAGAGAGAAGUGGCCCAGCAGCUCUUUCAUCCGCAGCACAACGUAUAGACUUAAGCUGUGGUUGCAGGCACAUUUGGAGACAAACUUGCUCCUCUUAUUACCGACUAAGAGAUAACUUCAACAUGGGACGCGGCAAAGAGAUGCAGCUCUUGUUUCAUCUUGCGUUGGUCCUGUCAGUCGUUCUGACCUCUCUGAAAACCCUCGACUCAGACCAAGAGCUGCAGGACAGCGGGUUCGGUCAACCACCGCCUCGCCACGGCCUGAAGCUGCUGGUGUGGUACGUUCGGGACUGCCUGGACAACAACAUGGUGGCUCUGUGUGAUCCUGUUAAAGGAGAGUACGGAUUUCACGAGUUUCGUAACCGAGGGCCAAGGAGUCUGCUUCCAGCGAUAAAGGACAAGAAGCAAUACAAAUACUACACCAUUGGAAACCUCAACGCUCGCCACGCCAAAGACCUGCCAGACGAAGUCAAGAAGUACUACAACCGCAAAGACCCUGAAAGUAACAAGGACAGAGUUUUGGUGAGAUACAACCACAACAAUAAACGCAUCGACCAAAUCUACGCGUCUGCACAUUAUGAGCCAAAAGAGACGUACAUAAUUGGCCCCAAUCUUCUUGCCUCUCUUCGACAUCCGACAGCCUACAUUAGCAUAAAAAUGUGAUGUAGAAUCUCUUUGUGACAGCUUUAACAGCUCUGUGAUUCUCCAAAGAAAAAUGUGAUGGAAUUUCAAUUUUUUUUUUAAACAAUCUUGAUUUACAUAUUUGGCUGCUGCUUUUCUUUGUAGACAGAAACGCAAAAAGUGCUAUAACUUGAUGAGCUUAUUUCAAUGCUUGAGAGAGUCAGGAAAAUCACCCUGCACAGCCUGCCUGCUUGGAGAAUAUACAUUAUAUACAUUAUAGAAUGACCAAUAAAAUAAAUACAAAUGUGCUGCUUAAGAAUAUUUGUUUUUCUUCAAUAACCGACACAUUCCCGUUUAUUACAACUUGGCUCUUAUUUUCCUAAAGUUGGAUCUUUUAGUUAAGAUGACAUUAUAUUCACCAGCAGUGUGUGAGCUAGCUCAAAGUUCAGUUCACACACAUUCAAAUGAACUAGUUCAUAGUUCACUUUUCUGAAUUCUGAAGUUCACAGUCC
Molecule: messenger RNA, 1179 nt
Organism: Sebastes umbrosus (honeycomb rockfish)
Lineage: Eukaryota; Metazoa; Chordata; Actinopteri; Perciformes; Sebastidae
Exons: 2
Coding region: 170-709 (179 amino acids)
Source: RefSeq, a predicted model, not a curated record